CUGUUUUAUGUUUUAAUAUGCCUAAUUGGCCGUCAUAGGCGAACUUACAAACCUCUUCUGACAUUUUUGACGGAAGUUGACACACAGAACAGAAUGGGAGAUUGAAUUUCAUUGGUCAAUACAAUCGACCUACUUCAAAUUGCGUCAAUCAAAUGUUUGGUAGCAUAAUUGCUUCGGGGAUUUUGAAAAUAUUUCGGAAAAAUCUUAAAAAUAUCCCACAAAAUGGACAAUUACUACAGUUAUGCUGAAAAGAUGGAUUAAUACUUUCAAUUAUGGCUCGUGGAAGAGAGCAUCGACCCAGAUCUUAUCGCGCUAGUUACGUUAAAGAAAAAGGACUUAUAUUUGCAGUUAUACAAUUAAUUUGUGGCGUAGCAUCAUUAGUUCUUGCCAUUGCAAUCAUUGCUAUUGGUGCAUGGGGACAUAUGUAUGGAAUUGGAUUUUGGACUGGUGUGCUAUUUGUUACUGCAGGUGUAUUUGGAAUUGUAGCUUCUAACAAAAUGACAAAAUGUACUAUUGUAUCAUUUCUUAUACUGUCAGUGUUAGCCAACUUAAUUACCAUAUUAUUAUUGGUACAUUCUGCAUUGGGCAUAAAGAUUGAUUCAAACAGUAGAGGCACCAAUUUCCUGCAUAGACAUGAUCCAGGACUAGAAUCAAGUGUGAUCAUUAUUCAUGCAAUGAUGCUUGUUGUAGCUGUGACAGAGUGUGCAUUUUCCUUUUGUUCAAUAUACAUAUGUUAUCGCACUAUCUGUUGUGAAGCUGCAUCUUCCGGUUAUGAUGUUCCAGACGCUCAAAGAGGUGAUGUCCAUUUCUUACCCGAAGACCCUCAGUCUAGACAAAUUAUGAUUGUAACGAGUGAGGGACAAACCACAAAUGUAUAUGCAAUGCCACAGAACACUUUUGUUUCAGAAAGGAACUCUGCCAACAGAGCUGGAACUUUUAGCCAGGUUAUGUAUGUAAUGCCUUCAAGUCCUGGUGCUGUAAGCGAUAUGGAUGAAUCUCUGCCCCCACCUCCAUAUAGAAGUCAACCUGAUGUCACUGAGAGAGUUUUAGAUACAAGUAUGGAUCAUAGACUUUUAAAAGAAAGUGAGACCAGUCAGGAGGAUGACAUUAAACCACCUUUGAGAGCAAAACAAACCACAGUGUAAAUUGCUCUAAAAUGAUUACUGUAAGUGAUUAAAAAACAAUUUAUUUGCCUUUUUGUGGAGCAAGAAGAAACUGUAAUUUGGGUUUAUCUGCCACUUACUGUACUCCCAGUUAAUUUCACGAGUUUUAAUUUCGCGAAUUUUGGGAACACGUUUCCACUGCUAUUAAAUUUCGCAAUUUUUACAAGUUAAAAUCUCAUUCUCUGAAUCCUCAAGUUAUGUGAUAAAGUAACCUCACGUACAGUAAAUACACCUAUCUAAUGGGCUUGAGCAAGCUAUUGGUAGCACUUUCAUAUUGGCACCCAGAAAAAAUGCAAGGCUUAAGAUACAGAUUGGAAAUCAGUG
Molecule: messenger RNA, 1487 nt
Organism: Owenia fusiformis
Lineage: Eukaryota; Metazoa; Annelida; Polychaeta; Sabellida; Oweniidae
Source: the annotation of a GenBank genome assembly